This is a messenger RNA of Zerene cesonia (dogface butterfly), 1631 nucleotides long. It is a transcript of the gene Usp39, whose product is annotated as U4/U6.U5 tri-snRNP-associated protein 2. Bases 159 to 1616 code for a protein of 485 amino acids. Gene Ontology annotation, biological process: mRNA processing; spliceosomal complex assembly; protein deubiquitination. Lineage: Eukaryota; Metazoa; Arthropoda; Insecta; Lepidoptera; Pieridae. The transcript has 10 exons. Gene Ontology annotation, molecular function: cysteine-type deubiquitinase activity; zinc ion binding. The record is from RefSeq and is a predicted model, not a curated record.
ACUGUCAUUCGAAUUUUGUUGAACGGAUCGGAUAAAACUAAUUUUUGAGUAAACUCUGCUACUAGAGAAAAUACCAAAUUAGUGAUAACCGAUAAGUGUUAUAUGUAGAUAAAAUAUUUUAUUUAAUUUUGCAUACUUUAUAAGCAUCUAAAUCAAACAUGAAUGGAGAACAGGCUCAUAAGCGAAAAAUUACCGAUGAGAACGGAUCCGAUGCAUUAGAGCCAACAGUGAAAACGGCAAAAGUUCAUAUUCAGUGUCCUUACCUUGACACAAUUAAUAGGCAUGUGCUAGACUUUGAUUUUGAAAAACUAUGUUCCAUUUCCCUUACAAGAAUAAAUGUGUAUGCGUGCUUAGUAUGUGGGAAGUACUUUCAGGGAAGAGGUACCAACACACAUGCAUACACUCAUUCAGUGGCAGAAGGACACCAUGUGUUCUUAAAUCUACACACACUUAAAUUUUACUGUUUGCCAGACAACUAUGAGGUUAUAGAUUCAUCUUUGAAUGAUAUUAAAUACGUCCUGAAUCCAAUAUUUACACCAGAACAAAUAAAGCAAUUGGAUUUUAACACCAAAAUGUCUCGUGCUAUUGAUGGUACAAUGUACAUGCCUGGAAUUGUUGGUCUUAAUAAUAUUAAAGCUAAUGAUUAUUGCAAUGUUAUUUUACAGUGUUUAGCACAAGUGAGACCGUUACGAAAUUAUUUUUUACGUGAAGAAAACUAUGCUGAGGUGAAACGGCCGCCGGGUGAUUCGUCUUUCUUAUUGGUCCAGCGUUUUGGCGAGUUGAUCAGAAAAUUGUGGAAUCCGCGAGCAUUUAAAGCCCACGUGUCUCCACAUGAAAUGUUACAAGCUGUAGUGUUAUGGUCCAAGAAAAAAUUUCAGUUCAUAAAACAAAGUGAUCCUAUAGAUUUUAUGUCGUGGUUUUUGAAUUCAUUGCACAUGGCAUUAAACGGAACCAAGAAACCAAAUAGUUCAAUUAUAUAUAAAUCAUUCUUGGGGCAUAUGAGGAUUUAUACCAGAAAGCUACCACCACCAGAUGCUGAUGAUGCAGCGAAAGUGGAUCUUAGCAGUGAAGAAUAUAGUGAAAUGAUUACUGAAUCACCAUUUCUCUACUUAACAUGUGACUUGCCACCAACACCAUUGUUCACAGAUGAAUUUAGGGAGAAUAUUAUUCCACAGGUCAAUCUAUAUCAAUUACUCUCAAAAUUCAAUGGUCAAUCUUCAAAGGAGUACAAGACAUACAAAGAGAAUUUCCUAAAGAGGUUCGAGAUAACCCAAUUGCCACCAUACCUUAUAUUGUAUAUCAAGCGAUUCACAAAAAAUACUUUCUUUGUAGAGAAAAAUCCUACUGUUGUUAACUUUCCUGUGAAAAAUGUUGAUUUUGGUGAUAUAUUAACGCCUGAAGUUAAAGCCAAAUACAAUGGUAAAACAACCUAUGAGCUUGUGGGUAAUAUAGUUCAUGAUGGAACACCGGAGAAGGGAACAUACAGAGCGCAUGUGUUGCAUAAACCUACACAACAAUGGUAUGAAAUGCAAGACCUGCAUGUGACCAGUAUUUUGCCACAAAUGAUCACCCUCACUGAGGCAUACAUACAAAUAUAUGAAUUAAAAAAUGAUUAGAAUAUAAGAAUAAAA